Anoplopoma fimbria (sablefish) is the source of this 867-nucleotide messenger RNA. RefSeq names its product myomaker, myoblast fusion factor (gene mymk). Bases 1 to 867 code for a protein of 288 amino acids. Gene Ontology annotation, cellular component: plasma membrane. The record is from RefSeq and is a predicted model, not a curated record. The transcript is spliced from 6 exons. NCBI's taxonomy places the organism in Eukaryota, Metazoa, Chordata, Actinopteri, Perciformes, Anoplopomatidae.
AUGGGUUCUUUUAUUGCCAAGAUGCUGCUCCCGACGGUCAGCAGCCUGGUGUUUCUGCCGACGGCCAGCGUGGCCGCCAAGAGGGGCUUCCACAUGGAGGCCAUGGUCUACUUCUUCACCAUGUUCUUCACCGCGAUCUACCACGCCUGUGACGGACCAGGACUCUCCAUCCUGUGUUUCAUGAGGUACGACGUCCUGGAGUACUUCAGCGUCUACGGCACGGCUCUCUCCAUGUGGGUCACACUGAUAGCUCUGGGCGACUUUGACGAACCCCAGCGCUCCAGUAUAACCAUGUUUGGAGUGCUGACCAUCGCGGUGAGGAUCUUCCAGGACCGCUGGGGCUAUGGGAUCUACUCUGGACCAAUUGGAUCGGCUGUCUUCAUCAUCACUGUCAGAUGGCUGCAGAAGAUGAAGCAGCUGAGGGCGGUGUAUCCGGAGAAGAAGGUGUACACGCAGCAGGUCGGUCCAGGCUGCUGCUUCGGCGCUCUCGCUCUGAUGCUGCGUUUCUACUUUGAGGAGUGGGACUACGCCUACGUCCACAGCUUCUACCAUCUGUCUCUGGCCGUGUCCUUCAUCCUGCUGCUGCCCAAGAAGAACCGCUACGCCGGGACGGGACGGAACGCCGCGAAACUCAGCUUCUGCGCUCUCCUCUGCUGCUCCAUGUCCCCCGGUACUUCCAAAGAGAAGACGGACAAGUCGGCGCAGAAGAAGAAGAAGUCGUCUCGGACCGUGUGGUCGAUCCCCACUGAGAAGCUGUGGUCACAACGCUGCAGCACCCCGAUCCUUCCCGUUUACACCCCCCCACCCUCCACACCUGUCAAAGGGACGAGCAUCAGCCGGCUCAAAGAGAUGAACGGCUGGAAGUGA